Sardina pilchardus (European sardine) is the source of this 798-nucleotide messenger RNA. RefSeq names its product chemokine (C-X-C motif) ligand 19 (gene cxcl19). The coding region runs from base 106 to 402 and encodes 98 amino acids. Lineage: Eukaryota; Metazoa; Chordata; Actinopteri; Clupeiformes; Clupeidae. The record is from RefSeq and is a predicted model, not a curated record. Gene Ontology annotation, biological process: immune response; chemotaxis; defense response. Gene Ontology annotation, molecular function: chemokine activity. The transcript is spliced from 3 exons. Gene Ontology annotation, cellular component: extracellular region.
UUGUACUACUCACAGUCUGCUGAGAUAGGGACAUAUUAGAGAGUGUCUUGUAUCCAAGGGUUUUGUUGUUUCCAAUCAUCAUCUCAGUUCUUUACUCACUGUAAGAUGAAGGUUAUCCUGCUUCUUGCGUUGGCUGGACUGUUGAUCAUUGCCACAAGUGGCAUGCCAGCCUUGGGGAAAGGCUACAACAGCCACUGUCUCUGCUUUGAGUUCGAGUCUCGGGUCAUCCCGCAGGAGAAGCUGCGCAGUGUUGAAAUCCUUCCCCGAGGCCCUCACUGCAGCAGCACCGAGAUCAUUGCGCGCUUGGUGACGGGUGAGAAGAUCUGUCUCAACCAUAGUGCAACGUGGGUACGGAGGCUCGUCCGCUACGUGAUAGAAAAGGAGGCCCUGCAGCGGGGUUGAGUGCGGGACAAAAACACCUGUUUCCUUUUCUCCUGGAUCUACUGUAUACCACGUCGCCGUUUAACUUCACCUCAGUCAAGCUGGAUUGCUCUUGAAGACAGGGCAUCUUACAAAGUAUAAUAUGUAGGCUAUGGCAAGCACUAAGCACAGAUGGCUCUUUAAGCGUAGUUACCAGUUCAGUGUCAUCUUGGUUGCAAUCCAUGUUGUCUUGAGUCGAUCUUUUAUUGUGGUUCCAUCUUUUUGUGGACAAUAUUUGUUACGUUUUGCUUUACUUUUAUUUAUUAUUAUUAUGUUUUUUCCCCUAUGUAAGCAGGAUGCUGUAACACUCCAAUCAGUUUUGCAAGGGCUUUCUCUUAGAAAAGUGUUUUGCUCAAGGACAAUAAAAAUCAGACUUUA